This is a messenger RNA of Ostrea edulis (European flat oyster), 1770 nucleotides long. RefSeq lists its product as uncharacterized. The record is from RefSeq and is a predicted model, not a curated record. Bases 1 to 1770 code for a protein of 589 amino acids. The transcript has a single exon. NCBI's taxonomy places the organism in Eukaryota, Metazoa, Mollusca, Bivalvia, Ostreida, Ostreidae.
AUGCGAAGUAUAUUUGAGAAUGGGCAUGCCGAAAAAGCACCACCAACUACAGACAAAAGAGAAUGUUGGUAUCUACCAAUAUUUGGGAUUUAUCAUCCUCAAAAGCCAAAUCAGCUGCGUGUCGUAUUCGAUUCCUCGGCAAAGUAUGGAGGUGUAUCAUUGAAUGACAUACUUCUUACUGGUCCGGAUCUCACCAACAGUCUAUCAGGAAUUCUACUUCGAUUCCGGGGCGAACCCGUAGCAAUCAUGGGAGACAUUCAACAGAUGUUCUACUGUUUCAAAGUAGAUGAAAAUAAUAGAGAUUUCCUUCGUUUCCUGUGGUAUGAAGACAACGAUUUCAAUAAAUCAUUAACAGACUAUCACAUGUGCGUACAUGUCUUUGGAAAUAGCCCUUCACCAGCAAUUGCUACUUACGGUCUCCGUAAGACCGCUGAAAUGAGCAAAGAAAAUUACGGUGACGAUGUCUACAAUUUCAUUUGCAGAGAUUUUUAUGUAGAUGAUGGAAUAACUUCAUUACCAACACCAGGGGUGGCAAUAGAUCUAAUGAAGAGGACGCAAUCUGCACUACAAACGAUAGGGAAUCUCCGCCUUCACAAAAUUGCAUCAAAUAGUGAAGAAGUAAUGAAAGCAUUUCAGCCAUUUGAUCUAACCAAGGACUUGAAAGACCUUGAUCUCUCUAGCGAUACGCUUCCUGUACAGAGAAGUCUUGGACUCAACUGGGACAUUGAGACAGAUAGUUUUAUGUUCAAACUCGCCAAGGAUAUCAAGCCUUACACCAGAAGAGGAAUAUUAUCAACAAUUAACAGUGUUUAUGAUCCUUUGGGUUUCCUUGCGCCAGUCCUUAUUCAAGGCAAGCUUAUACAAAGAGAGCUAACGACUGGAAACGUUGAUUGGAACGAAACCUUGCCCCAAUCAAAAUAUGAAGAAUGGGAAACAUGGAAAACCUCAUUACAUCACUUGGAAAAGGUUACGAUCCAAAGAAUGUGCCUUUCAAGGUCAUUCAGUGACACGGUAGAUAAGAAACUCCAUAUCUUUUCAGACGCACCAGAAAAGGCUAUCGCUGCAGUUGCAUAUUUUACUUCAGUCAGGCAUUCAAGCAUUGGAUUUGUCCUUGGAAAGGCCAAGGUCGCACCUACCCAUGGACACAGCAUUCCAAGAUUAGAGCCAUGUGCAGCUGUGCUAGCCACAGAAAUUGGCCAAACAAUAUCGGAUAAUCUCGAUAUUCCAUUUAACAGCAUACAGUACCACACAGACAGUAUGGUGGUUCUUGGAUACAUUUCCAACGAGAAACGUAGGUUCUACACCUACGUUAGUAACAGAGUAGCAAAAAUCCGUCAGUUAUCACAACCAGAACAAUGGACCUAUGUACCCACUGACAAAAAUCCAACAGACUUAGCUACCAGAGCUAUUCCAGCAGCAGAUUUACAACAAAGUUCCUGGCUGUUGGGUCCUAAACAACUACUAGGGAAGGAAUCAAUCUUGGAGAGCUUCGAGCUUCAGAAUCCAGAGGAAGAUAAGGAAAAUCGACCUGAAAUAGUUUGCGCUAAGUCCAUAGCCUCAAAGGAAUCUUUGCUCGGAACACAUCGUUUUGAAAGUUUUUCUUUUUGGAAAAGACUUGUAAAUGCUAUUACAUACAUAAAACGAAUCCUAGGGGCCAGGGCAAAUCUUCCGAAGAUCGAUUACCUACAAAUAGAAAAAGAGGCAGAAAAUUCGAUUAUCAAAGAAGCGCAAAAAGAUAUGUCCCUGAAGAACUCUCAUGCAUCAGUUUAA